This is a messenger RNA of Penicillium maclennaniae, 1290 nucleotides long. RefSeq names its product aspartate aminotransferase. Gene Ontology annotation, biological process: L-aspartate catabolic process; biosynthetic process. Lineage: Eukaryota; Fungi; Ascomycota; Eurotiomycetes; Eurotiales; Aspergillaceae. The coding region runs from base 1 to 1290 and encodes 429 amino acids. Gene Ontology annotation, molecular function: pyridoxal phosphate binding; L-aspartate:2-oxoglutarate transaminase activity. Gene Ontology annotation, cellular component: mitochondrion. The transcript has 4 exons. The record is from RefSeq and is a predicted model, not a curated record.
AUGCUCUCCACUCUGCGCGUUGCCAGCCGCUCGGCUGCGGCCCGCGAAGCUAACAUGCGCACCAUUGUCAUCGGUGCUAGACAGGCCUCGGCUUGGUCCAAGGUUCCCCAGGGCCCUCCCGAUGCGAUUCUCGGCAUCACUGAGGCUUUCAAGGCCGACUCUUUCAAAGAGAAGAUCAACCUGGGUGUUGGCGCCUACCGUGACGAUGCGGGCAAGCCCUACGUUCUGCCCUCCGUCCGCACCGCCGAGGACAAGGUCGUGGCCUCGCGCAGCGACAAGGAAUACGCUGGCAUCACCGGUAUCCCUGCCUUCACCAAGGCCGCCGCUGAGCUCGCCUAUGGUGCCGACUCCGCUGUUCUGAAGGAGGACCGUCUCGUCAUCACCCAGACCAUCUCUGGAACUGGUGCCCUGAGAAUUGGUGGAGCUUUCCUUGAGCGCUUCUACCCCAACGCGAAGAAGAUCUACCUUCCCAACCCCAGCUGGGCCAACCACAACGCCGUUUUCAAGGACUCCGGCCUUGAGGUCGAGAAGUACCGCUACUACAACAAGGAUACAAUCGGCCUGGACUUCGAGGGUCUGAUUGCCGACAUCAAGGCUGCUCCCGAGAACAGCAUCAUUCUGCUGCACGCUUGUGCCCACAACCCUACCGGUGUUGAUCCCACACAUGACCAGUGGCGUCAGAUCAGCGAUGUCAUGAAGCAGAAGGGCCACUUCGCCUUCUUCGACAUGGCCUACCAGGGCUUCGCCAGUGGUAACGCUGACCAGGAUGCCUUUGCGCCCCGUCACUUCGUCAAGGAGGGCCACAACAUUGCUCUGUGCCAGUCCUUUGCCAAGAACAUGGGUCUCUACGGAGAGCGUGUCGGUGCCUUCUCUCUCGUUUGCGAGAGCAACGAGGAGAAGAAGCGUGUCGAGUCUCAGAUCAAGAUUCUCAUCCGUCCCUUCUACUCCAACCCUCCCAUCCACGGCGCCCGCGUUGCCUCGACCAUCAUGAACGACCCCGCUUUGAACGAGCAGUGGCUCGGUGAGGUCAAGGGCAUGGCCGACCGCAUCAUCGAGAUGCGCUCUCUUCUGCGCAAGAACCUCGAGUCUCUCGGCAGCAAGCACGAUUGGUCCCACAUCACCAGCCAGAUUGGCAUGUUCGCCUUCACCGGUCUGAAGCCCGAGCAGAUGGAGGCUCUUGCUAAGGAGCACUCCGUCUACGCUACCAAGGACGGCCGUAUCUCCGUCGCUGGUAUCACCUCCGGCAACGUGAAGCGCCUGGCGGAGGCCAUCUUCAAGGUCACUGGUUAA